Messenger RNA from Sorghum bicolor (sorghum), 1289 nucleotides. RefSeq names its product translin. Lineage: Eukaryota; Viridiplantae; Streptophyta; Magnoliopsida; Poales; Poaceae. Gene Ontology annotation, molecular function: sequence-specific DNA binding; RNA binding; single-stranded DNA binding. The record is from RefSeq and is a predicted model, not a curated record. The transcript is spliced from 7 exons. Bases 40 to 921 code for a protein of 293 amino acids. Gene Ontology annotation, biological process: RNA metabolic process. Gene Ontology annotation, cellular component: nucleus; cytoplasm.
ACUCCGCCAUCAAAAACAUCUCCAAAACCCCACUCCGCAAUGAGACCCGCAGCCGCAACAGCCACCGCUACCGCCGCCGCGCUCCGUCUCCGCGCCGCCGCUGCCUCCCUCUCGCCUCCUCUCGCCGCCCUCCUUCCUCACCGUAGAUCCUCCCUCGUACUUCCUCCGCUGCGCCGCUUCUGCUCACCUGCGCCUCCCCACGCCUCCGCCGCCCCCGAUUCCCAGCCCCCGCCGCGGUUGCCUUCUCCCAUCAUGGACGCGCAGUUCGAGCUCUUCCGCGCGCAGCUCGACGACUCUUCCACCCUCCGCGACCGCAUCCGCGCCGUCGUCGCCGAGAUCGAGUCCGCCUCCCGCGUCGCCACCGCCGCUCUCCUCCUCGUCCACCAGCCCGUCCCCCUCGCAGACGUGCUCGUGAAGGCCAAGGCGCAGGUGGAGGUGAUCAAGGGGCUGUAUGCCCGGCUGGCGGAGGUCCUCAAGGAGUGCCCUGGUCAGUACUACAGGUACCAUGGUGAUUGGAGGACCGAGACACAGAUGGCGGUGUCGAUGCUUGCGUUCACGCACUGGCUGGAGACUGGGGGCCUACUCAUGCAUGCUGAAGCCCAGGAGAAGCUAGGAUUGUCCUCUGGGGAGUUUGGCCUUGAUGUUGAGGACUACCUGACAGGACUCUGCUUCAUGUCCAAUGAAUUUCCUAGAUUUGUAGUAAAUCGCGUUACUGCUGGUGACUAUGACUGUCCUAAAAGGGUUUUGGGCUUCUUGACUGAUCUUCAUGCUUCAUUUAGGAUGCUGAACCUGCGCAAUGACUUCUUGCGUAAGAAAUUUGAUGGGAUGAAGUAUGAUUUGAGGAGGGUGGAAGAGGUCUACUAUGAUGUGAAGAUCCGAGGACUUGUACCUGUGGAGUUGAAACAAGAGACUCAAUCGUAGAAUCCUUGGUAACGUUAACAUACUUUGUGGUUUGGCUUUUGCCAUCCAUAACGUGUUCAUCUAGCUACAAUGCCAAAAAUUUCUGUUAGAGGUAUGUGUUAUGGACUGAACUGGUGUCUUGGGGGCACUCGCAUGACCUUGGUCAUUUCUUUUGCUGUGGCGCCACAUGUUCAUGCAUUUGACGGUAUGUGAGUUAGAUUUCGUGAACUCCGGAGAGAAUAAUUUCUCUCUCACCUUGCCUUUCACAAAUCUUGAUGCUUAUCUAAUGGUGAUAUACAUGUUUGGAUUUUCAUUCGGAUUUGUGGUUUGUAAGCAAGGCAAUGAUAGGUGUGUUUAGUUUGAGGAAUGGAACAAUUCAUCGUUGUUUC